Messenger RNA from Thlaspi arvense, 1719 nucleotides. The record is from the annotation of a GenBank genome assembly. Lineage: Eukaryota; Viridiplantae; Streptophyta; Magnoliopsida; Brassicales; Brassicaceae.
AUGGAGAAAUCCGGCUACGGCAGAGACGGUAUUUACCGAUCACUUCGUCCGAAGCUCGUUCUUCCCAAAGAUCCCAACACAUCGUUAGUCUCUUUCCUCUUCCGUAAUUCAUCUUCUUACCCGAGUAAGCCUGCUCUCGUUGACUCCGACUCCGGCGACUCCUUAUCUUUCUCUCAGCUCAAAUCCGCCGUUGCUAGACUCGCCCACGGGUUUCUCCGUCUAGGGAUUCGCAAAAACGACGUCGUGUUGAUCUUCGCUCCGAAUUCUUACCAGUUCCCUCUCUGUUUCCUCGCCGUAUCCGCAAUCGGCGGCGUUUUCACCACCGCGAACCCUCUCUACACCACGAAUGAGGUUUCCAAGCAGAUCAAGGACUCGAACCCGAAGAUUAUUAUCUCCGUUGAGCAGUUGUUCGACAAAAUCAAGGGUUUCAAUCUCCCCAUCGUGCUACUGGGAUCUGGCGAAUCCGUACAGAUUCCUCCUAAUACGGGAUCGAAUUCGAAAAUCCUCAGCUUCAACAACGUGAUGGAGCUCGCCGAGCCAGAUUCGGAUCUCCCGGUCGUCGAAAUUAAACAAUCAGAUACUGCUGCACUGUUGUAUUCGUCAGGAACCACGGGAAUGAGCAAAGGCGUGGAGUUAACCCAUGGAAAUUUCAUCGCAGCUUCUUUGAUGGGGACGAUGGAUCAAGAUCUAAUGGGAGAGUGUCACGGCGUGUUCUUGUGUUUCCUUCCGAUGUUCCAUGUAUUUGGGCUUGCCGUGAUCACUUAUUCGCAGCUUCAGAGAGGGAAUGCUUUGGUCUCCAUGGCGAAGUUCGAGCUCGAGACGCUUCUUAAGAACAUCGAAAAGUACAGAGUCACUCAGCUUUGGGUUGUUCCUCCUGUGUUCCUUGCUCUUGCUAAGCAGAGUAUUGUGAAAAAGUACGAUCUUUCUUCGCUCAAGUACAUUGGAUCAGGAGCUGCUCCUCUUGGGAAAGAUUUGAUGGAGGAGGGUGGAAGAAACCUCCCUAAUGUCGUGCUUAUGCAGGUUCCAUAUCCUGUUCUUGGUUUUGGUCCUUUCUACUCAUUUCGCAAAAAGUCUUUUGAGUUUUUGAUAAGAUUAGAUGGAUAUGGAAUGACUGAAACCUGUGGGAUUGUCUCUGUGGAAGACUCGAGACUCGGAAAAAGGAACUCUGGUUCAGCUGGAAUGCUUGUUGCAGGUGUUGAAGCUCAGAUAGUGAGUGUAGAAACUGGAAAAACUCAGCCUCCUAACCAGUUAGGCGAGAUCUGGGUUCGAGGGCCUAACAUGAUGAAAGGGUAUCUCAAUAACCCUAAGGCUACUAAAGAAACAAUAGAUAAGAAAGGUUGGGUACAUACCGGAGAUCUUGGAUACUUUAACGAAGAUGGUAACCUUUUUGUUGUUGAUCGAAUCAAAGAACUUAUCAAAUACAAAGGCUUCCAGGUUGCUCCAGCUGAACUAGAAGGUCUUCUUGUAUCGCAUCCCGAAAUACUAGACGCUGUCGUUAUCCCCUUCCCUGAUGAAGAAGCAGGUGAAGUUCCAAUUGCAUUUGUUGUGCGAUCCCCAAAUAGUUCAAUAACAGAGGAAGAUAUUCAAAAGUUCAUAGCCAAACAGGUUGCUCCUUAUAAAAGACUACGAAGAGUGAGCUUCAUUAGCAGUGUUCCAAAAUCUGCUGCUGGUAAAAUCUUGAGAAGGGAACUUGUUCAGCAAGUAAGGUCCAAGAUGUGA